AUGUCGGUGGUGAUAGACACGGUGAAUAGCUUCUUCGGACAGCGCCACGAUAGCUACGCCUACACCGACGCGCCACGGCAACACAAUCCUAGCCCUCAGUCUCGAAGCGGACGCGCUUCCUCCCGAUCCGACCACCAUAUGUCCAAUUCUGCGCGGAGAGCACCCAGCUCUUCUAGUGUGCAGACGGCACAACAUGCUCCUGCUACGAACAGCACGCCACGCGCGCCAUCUCAGUCCUCUCGACAAAGCGCGUCACGACCACCACCACCCGAACCGGCGGCUGGCCCCGUGGCUGCACCGCCCUCCGCGAGCAGUCUGAGCCCUCCUGCGCCUGUAAAGAGUGAAGCCUCCACUGCCACGAGCUCGGCGGAAACCAGACGAUCACGACCACGAAAAAUCAAGGUGAGAGACUUGGAGCAUAUCCAGAGCUUUGCGAACGAGGAUAUGGGAUCGUUCUCUGAGAUCAGAAGUCGGAGCAGAUCAGGGUCAAGAGGAGCAGAAGACGAUAGUCCACAAUAUGAGAUUAGCGAGAUGAAAGUUGAGCACAUAAUAGAAAUGGUGGCCGGCCUUCUGACGAAAAUCACCACGACCAACGACCAGCAGCACGAGCAUUUGCACCGACAACCAGCACAUCUGGAGCAGGCGUCGCAUUUGACCGCUCAGACGAGCAGUGUACUGGCAUUCCAUGGCAAAAACGUGCCCAGCAUCACCAUCUUGAGCUACUUGAGCAGAAUAAAUAAGUACUGUCCCACCAGCUACGAGGUCUUUUUGAGUUUACUGGUGUACUUUGAUCGCAUGACGGAGCGAGUCAACGCAGCUCCGAUGCAGACCCUGAAAGAAGCCAACCAGCAGGCAUUCGAGCAGAAUCGCACAGCGAGCAGUCCCUCCGACUCUUUAGGCUCUGAUCGUAUGCAGGGUGUAACCGCUACUACACCAUCGGGCACCCAGACUGCUACACCUCCAGCAUCCGGAAACAUGGAGCAAGGCGAGCAGCAAGGUGUACCAGGAACCCCGCACAGUAGACCACACCAGGCAGAAUCACCGUCUAUACUAGCAGAGCCUGCUAUGGAUCCUUACAAUCUGGCACACUUCUUCGUGGUAGAUAGCUUCAAUAUACAUCGAUUGGUGAUUGCAGGUGUAACGUGUGCGAGCAAGUUUUUCUCGGACAUCUUUUACACCAAUUCGAGAUAUGCGAAGGUCGGCGGCUUGCCACUUCAAGAGUUGAAUCAUCUAGAACUGCAAUUUCUACUGCUCAAUGACUUCAGACUAUCGAUUCCAGUAGAGGAGAUUGAGGCCUACGGGACCAUGCUGGUGGAAUUCUAUGCUCGAGAAGUCAUUGCACAACAACGGGCAGCACUCAGCGAGACGAUGUCGAACCGGUCGUUGAGCGAAAGCUCUGGAGACAGCACGGCGACUAUCAAGGCGGAGAGCUAG
This is a messenger RNA of Recurvomyces mirabilis, 1434 nucleotides long. It is a transcript of the gene PCL7, whose product is annotated as cyclin-like protein interacting with PHO85. The record is from RefSeq and is a predicted model, not a curated record. Gene Ontology annotation, molecular function: cyclin-dependent protein serine/threonine kinase regulator activity; protein kinase binding. The coding region runs from base 1 to 1434 and encodes 477 amino acids. NCBI's taxonomy places the organism in Eukaryota, Fungi, Ascomycota, Dothideomycetes, Mycosphaerellales, Teratosphaeriaceae. Gene Ontology annotation, biological process: regulation of cyclin-dependent protein serine/threonine kinase activity. The transcript is spliced from 2 exons. Gene Ontology annotation, cellular component: nucleus; cyclin-dependent protein kinase holoenzyme complex.